Molecule: messenger RNA, 1761 nt
Organism: Fonticula alba
Lineage: Eukaryota; Rotosphaerida; Fonticulaceae
Exons: 5
Coding region: 39-1634 (531 amino acids)
Biological process (GO): maturation of LSU-rRNA from tricistronic rRNA transcript (SSU-rRNA, 5.8S rRNA, LSU-rRNA); snoRNA localization; box C/D snoRNP assembly
Cellular component (GO): pre-snoRNP complex; nucleus
Source: RefSeq, a predicted model, not a curated record
GCACGCACGCACGCACGCACACAUAGGUCAAUCCCACUAUGACCGCCCCGGGCCAUCCCCUCCCCGAGGAAGGCGCUCGUGAAUCGGGCCCUCCCUCCGCAAUGGGCCCGACGCCCGCCAUGUGCUCGGUCUGCACAUCCAAUCCGUGGAAGUACCGGUGCCCCUCCUGCCGGGCAGUCACCUGCUCGCUGAUUUGCGUCCGCCAGCACCGCGAGCAGGCGGCAUGCUCCGGCUCCCGCCCCACUCCGGACAACCAGAUGGUCAAACUGGCGCACUUUGACACCGGGCAGCUCCAGCGCGAUCUGACCUUCCUCCAUGAGAUUCAGCGAGUUACACAGGCCAGCCAAAUCGAGCACAACACCCUUGCCCGGCGAGGGGGGCCCGGGGGGAGCGCCAACCAGCCGGCCUCCUCGGGUCCCGGAUCUCGAGGCCGGCGCUCGGCUCCCGGGGGCUCUGGCAAUCCCCAACAUCAGGUGCCCCCACGCUUGCGGCUGCUGGCCAAGCAUGCUGCCCGCCGGGGGGUGACGCUGAAGUUCCUCCCCCAAGGCAUGAGCCGGUCUCUGGCCAACACCUCCUACUUCCACAUCUCGGAGAAGAAAAUCUAUUGGCGCCUGGAGAUUGUUCUCUUCUCGGACCAGACCUCACCCGAUGCCCGUGUGACUCUUGUCAGUGUCCCGGAGGAUGCUCCCAUGGCAGCUGUUCUUCAUGCGGCCGCGCGGGCUUGGCAUGUCGCGCCCGGGCGCCAGGCCCACUUUGGCCCUCUCCUUGCAGCCUAUCAGGAGGCCUUCCCCGAUCGGGUUCUGGAGCCGGCAGCCGUGGCUCCUGCCCCUGGCAAAGCUCCCGAUGCCAGGUCCCUCGAUCCCAAGGCGCCGCAAGCCGGCACGUUGCCGGAAUUUGUCCGUCCACUCAGCAGCCUGACGGAGAGUGAUCUCCCGCCUGGCGAGACCGAAGCCGACCAACCGGCUGACGGGUUCGAUGUCACGGCAUUUCCCUCGGCAGCAGCCAUCCACGAAGGGGCUGUCGAUGCCGGCGAGCCGGUCGUCUUUCUCAUCCGUCGAACCCCGGGCAAGGCCAAUCAGCGUGAGUUCUUUCUACUGCCCUCUCUUCGGUUGACACUUGGGACGUUGCUCCGGCACGCGGGCGAGGUCAUCGAGUUUCCGGCGAUCCUCGCCUGCUCGCCGGCAGAUGUUGCCCAUCUGAUCCAGGCAGACAGCGAUUCCCCUACGGCCCAUCUCCCGGGCGGCCGGUCUGCACAUGGUGACUCGCAGGCGGACGAGCCGGUUUCCUUCUUCGAAAGUGAAACCGACCCCAUGCCUCCCACUUCUGGCACCCUGCCGGUUGCACACCCGCCCAGCCGUCCAUCCAUCGACACGCGAGUGUGCUUGGUCCCCCUGGAAGACUUGUCCGCCGACCCGGAAUGGAUCCACCAGAAGGCCCGUCGGGCGCGGAGGCCGCCCGCCGUCAUCGCGACCACGGUCCCCCCUCCAUCGAUGGUCCCGCCUCCUGGGACCGGCAGUUUGCAGGCCCUCUUCGCCGGGUACAUGGGCGGCUCCGAUAGCGACAGCGACUCGGAGCCGGAGUCGGUGCCCAGUGUACCCCCACAAGCCAAGCGCCAGCGCACGGAAGACCCAUAAUCCACCCCUCCACAUGGCCCUUUGUUGGUUUGCCCGUUGCCCUCUUUUUUUUUUCUUUGUCCCACACCGGGCACCCCCCCCGCCCGCCCGCCGAACAUAGACGCCCAGGUGUGAGAAGGGCCGCUGC